UUCUCAACUCACGGCGUAUAUCAGUCGGGCAGCAUGUUGUGCAACAAUCACGUUCUCUGCUGGUGAAAGUAUUCUAAAUAUUCUUCAGUGAUCCCCCCCCAGUGCGCAUCAAGUUCAAAAUGUACAAAUUGAUCAAGUCUGUGAUUAGAGUGGACCUGCGGUCCCCGGGCCUGCCGGUACCGGCAUUGUAUUCCACCUUCAGACCCGCCGAAUUCCACUUCGAAACGUCAGACGGCGAAAGCGGCACAUUGAUUCAUCGUUUCUCGAGGCACAUCGCCCUCACCAAGCGGGACUACACCGAUACGACGAGAUUUAACUUUAAAUAUUCAUCAUUCUACCCGGUUUACCGGCCGGACCAGUUCAUGGAGCAGUUGGCGAGCAUAUCGACCCACGAUCUGGGAAAGUUGAUCUGUAUGACCACUGACUUCCGGGGGAAGACCGAUACUAGAAUGUAUACCGAUGUGGUCAAUGUGCUGGAUGAGGAAAGUGAGAGCCGGGUGGAACGGACCGAGUUCCGGGAGUUGGUUGGUAUGAUGCACGGGUAUAUGUAUUUGCUGCCGAACAAGAUAACAAAACUAAAGACGUACCAGAAGGCGAUGCCACGGUUGGUGGAAGCGUUCGGAAGGAAUGUGAACAGAAAGGAUUUCAUGACGCUAGUGUUCUUUUUGGGACUGUGGAAGAAGAAUGCUGCUGGAAGCCGACUGAUCGAACAGUUUUUGCAGGAUUAUCUUGGUCAGUUUUUGAAUGAUGAAAUGGAUUUGAUGGAUUUCGUCAUCGUGGCUAAUGCCAGCUAUAAAACCAGUGUGCGGAUCAAGGAUGGACAGUUUCGGGAUCGUUUGGUGGAGGAAAUUUGUAAGCUUGAGGACAAUGACAUGGCACUGUUUGUAACGCUUAUUAAAUGUGCUCGAAUGAAUCGGAUACGAUCGGAUCGGAUUGUGGAGAAGUUGAAAAGCAUUAUGCAGGACAAACCGGAGUCGGUGGAUUUCCGAGGUCUGUCCCAUUUGUUCGCAUACGUCGCUGAUAAUCUGAUAAAAGAUGAUACUCUAACCAAUAUCUUCCUGGGAGAAGGCAGCAAGCACAUAGAAGCUGAAAUCCUCGCCCAACCAGAGGAAAGCGAUUCUGCUCCGCAAAACUUCCGAGCCAAAGAUUUUGCUACCUUCCUUUGGAGUUGUUCAACGCUAUCGAUUUCGCUGGAGGAGCUCGACUUGGAGGCAAAAGAUCUGAAGGACUUGGUUUUCCGAAAGAUCGACAACAACGAGUAUCGCUUCAUUCCGGACACCCUGGUGGACACGUGUCUCUCGCUGUGGUUAAUGGGCUACCCGUCGGUCGAUAUGAUGGCCAGUAUCUUCAGCGACAGCCAGUUUGCGAAAAAUUUCAAGAAGGAUCGGGUGAAGAUCGAAUCCAGACGCGACUUGCUGCUGGCUUGCGCCGAGAUUGAAAGACCGGAAGCGUUCAAAAUUAUCUCCAAGCUACCACGGGUCCGGGCGUACCAGCUGGAGAGACCGGCUCCGGAUUACUCGGUUAAGAACCGCAGGGAUCUUCAACGAGUCCGGGCCUGCCUUGAGAAUGUGAAGGAUAAGCUUUCGAUCAGCGGAGUGGAAUUCAACAUGCCCAUUAGGUUCUUGAACAUUGCAGGGCUGCUCGUGAAGAUGGACAACGAAGAAGUGAUCAACUUGGAUGUGCUGGACAGAGCUUACUGUCUGUCGGAUGAAGAGACACCGACAGGAUUGUUACUGUUGAAGCAACGGCUUUUGAACAAAAUGGGAGUCGAAACGGUUCUGGUCAAACCGCUUCGGAUAGAAUCCGACGAAGCUUUGGCUCAAACCUUGGAAGACAUCAUUCGGAGUACGAUGAAACCAAAACUCAGCAGAGAAACCAGCAAAGCGGUUUAGCUAAAACACAAAUCUAUUAGUCAAUAAAAUAUCAAAUGAUAAUUCAAAAUGGUUAAAA
Molecule: messenger RNA, 1950 nt
Organism: Ochlerotatus camptorhynchus
Lineage: Eukaryota; Metazoa; Arthropoda; Insecta; Diptera; Culicidae
Exons: 2
Coding region: 120-1892 (590 amino acids)
Source: RefSeq, a predicted model, not a curated record